AUGUCGACGGCUAACUGUCAGCCCAUUGCUUUGAUAACUUCCAGUAAAGCACGGACCACGAGUUUAAAACGAGCCGCCUGUUGCCAUGCGCUCUUCGGUUGCUUCCGGUUCUCCUCGGCCAUCUUCGACGAGACACUGAUUGUGCUACGAUUUCGUGAAACUGCCCGUUGUGUUUCUCCCAAAAAGCAUCAAUUUGACAUAAUGUCCAUUAGAUUUAUUCUCACGUUGUCAAUCUAUUUAGCCGAAGCAGAUAUGCCGACGAUUAGAUUAGAAGGAAAAUUACGAAUCCGUAAAUUAUCGAACGCUUUCCCAAGGAUAAACACUCUGGCAGAAAAUAAACGUGAAUGUAUGUUUAUAUUUGUACAAAAAAGAGAAGGAAAGGAAGAGAGAAUUAGACAUAAACGCUUAAGCGUAAACUAAGAAUGACUAUAAAUAAUUAUAAUAUAUGUACUAAUGCAAAGCAACAUCUUAAGAAUGCUAGGGUUUGACCAAAUAUGUACGUUCUGGUGGACAGAUUUGGUGUAGAUAGACACUCACUCCGUGCAAAAUUAUGUAAAAAUGUUAGAAUAUCCAUAAGUAAUGUUUUGUGUGUAAAAAAUGUUACUUCUGAAAUAUCUUAAAGGUGUGAGAAUCGAAUAGCAUAGAAUGACCACUAUGUUUGGCAGCGAGUUACACAGUUUCGAACGUUUCAAUUUGUUACUACGUUGCUUAUCGUCUACGAUUUGGUAGCAACGGGUACAACGUUCUUCGUACGCUCACUCGUGUACACGCGGCUGCCGCUGACUUGCAUUCUGCGAAUUCGAGUAUGCGGUCAGUCGUUUCGUGUCGUGUGGCAACGAUUAUGCCGGAUGAUCGUAGCCAGACCCGCAGCAUUUACGCGCGUACAACCACGACACAUGGGAAAAACUUUUAUGCGUGCCGACGAUGAACGUAAUCUAGCAAAACAUAAUUCGUUCAUGCGACGCCAUGUCUCAAGGAGAAUACCCAUCGACCAGAUUGUAGGUCGCAGACAUCGAACGUUACGUGCCUCUUAACAAGUUACAAACCAGGAGUACUACUACGUAGCCGGUAUUUUCCGUGUUGUCCAACUAAUAUAUCGAUAUGAUC
This is a messenger RNA of Bombus impatiens (common eastern bumble bee), 1107 nucleotides long. RefSeq lists its product as uncharacterized. Lineage: Eukaryota; Metazoa; Arthropoda; Insecta; Hymenoptera; Apidae. The coding region runs from base 1 to 420 and encodes 139 amino acids. The transcript is spliced from 4 exons. The record is from RefSeq and is a predicted model, not a curated record.